Dacryopinax primogenitus is the source of this 330-nucleotide messenger RNA. RefSeq lists its product as uncharacterized. The record is from RefSeq and is a predicted model, not a curated record. The transcript is spliced from 3 exons. Lineage: Eukaryota; Fungi; Basidiomycota; Dacrymycetes; Dacrymycetales; Dacrymycetaceae. Bases 1 to 330 code for a protein of 109 amino acids.
AUGCCGCCAUUCAUCACCGAGUACCCUUACUUCCCCGGUCUCUCCAAGCGCAUCAUCACCAAGGCCACCUUGUUUGAGCUCAAUGCACAAGCAGCAAAGUUCCCUUAUGGUCACAGCCCGAAGGAGAAGACUCAGGCAUCAUACUUGGAGAGAACAAAGAUGCAUCAUCUUGAGUAUCAACAUCAACAGUCCAAGAAGGUGCAGGAGAAGCAAAAUACAAAGAAGGCGAAGUCACUGGCAUGCCUUGGAAAGUGGAAGAUGCAGAAGUGGAAGAUGCAGAAAGCGCUUUGUGAAGUAGUUGAGGCACUGACUGAGGACCAGGGGGAGUAG